GUUUAAAUCCGUAUGUUGCGCGCGCGCACGCGGCCAGUACUCGACCGCUCGACGCCCGCACCGCCCGCGCCGCCCGCCCUAGCCGCCUAAGACAUAAUAACGGGUGGUGAGUUGGUGACCGAGUGGUGUAUCCUGGAAGCAUGGUGGCGGGAGACGUGACGCGGCGCGCGUCGCUGACCGCGCCCUCCAUGCACCGCAAGCCCUCCGUGCGGCGCGGCUCCAUCAUCAAGGGACAGGCGCAGUCUCAGGAGGUGCCAUGGGACAUAAUCGACCGGUGCGCGCUGCCGCUAGUGCUGUGCCACGCGACCGCAGUAGUGCUGUCCACGGUGCUCAACAUCCUGCACCUCAGCCAGGUGUCGGUGUUCACGCUGUUCCUCUGGUUCUCCAUCUCCGUCAUCGGCUCCCUGUGGUUCUACCAUAACUUGCAAGUGACGGCAGCCGGCAAGGCGGUGCUAGUGACGGGCUGUGACAACGUGCUCGGCAACGCCUUGGCACGGCGCCUCGACGACCUGGGAUACCACGUGUUCGCCGGCUUCCAGGCCAAGGCGGGCAACAUCGACGCCGACAUGCUGAAGGAGGACUGCUCGGGGCGCCUGCACACGCUGCAGCUUGACAUCACCUCGGAGACACAGAUCCUGUCAGCGUCUCUGUACAUCAUAGACCAUCUACCAGAGGGCUCUCAGGGGCUGUGGGCCAUCGUCAACUGCGAAUCCUGGUGUGCGCUUGGGGAACUAGAGUGGGUGCCAUUCUCCGUCAUCCGACGAGCGAUGGAAGUCAACCUGCUUGGCCCCUCUAGACUGGUGCAAGUGAUGCUGCCGCUGGUGCGGCGCGCGCGCGGGCGCGUGGUGCUGGCGUCGUCGAUCCUGACCCACGUGGCGGCGCCGGUGCGGGGCGUGCACGCCGCCUCGCUGGCCGCGUUGGAUGCGCUCGCCGCAUGUCUGCGCAGGGAGCUGAAGCCUAGGGGCGUUGAUGUUGUGGUGGUAGCAGCCGGCGAGUACACGACGGGCAGCGCAUGGCUGUCGGAGGAGAAGCUUCUAGAACAAGCGCGCGACAUGUGGAAGCGGCUCAGUGACGAGCAGAAGGGCGCCUACGGGGAGGACUACUUCGAGCAGGCGCUGCGCAGCCUCGAGAAGUACACGCAGAGUGCUGACGCGGAUCUGAGCGCAGUGACUCGCGCGCUGACGGACGGAGUGACCCGCACGUUCCCGCUGCCUCGCUACACGCCCGUCUCGCCCCGGGAGAAGCUCAAGUCCGUCCUGGCCGAGCACCUGCCCCGGUCCAUCUACGACGGCAUCUACGCUGAGUGAACGGCGCCAUCUUGUUUUCAACCCACGCAAAGAAGGCGAUCGUAGCUGACUAAAAUGUCAGAAUACUUAUAAUUUAUACAAAAAAAUUGAAAUAGAUAAAUAGU
Plutella xylostella (diamondback moth) is the source of this 1411-nucleotide messenger RNA. Its product is annotated as D-beta-hydroxybutyrate dehydrogenase, mitochondrial. Gene Ontology annotation, cellular component: intracellular membrane-bounded organelle. Gene Ontology annotation, biological process: steroid metabolic process. The record is from RefSeq and is a predicted model, not a curated record. Gene Ontology annotation, molecular function: oxidoreductase activity. Lineage: Eukaryota; Metazoa; Arthropoda; Insecta; Lepidoptera; Plutellidae.